GCGAUGCGCGUGAGCAAUACAACAAGCGAAAGUGACCGAAAAUGAAGGAACUGUUGGCUGUGAUACCUCUCCUGCUGAGUGGAGUGUGGGCGGAGGCGCCUGCUCCCUACCCUCCCAGCGGGUUCAGACCUGCUGGUCCGGCUUUUGAGCUCCCUCAAAAGAACAUCCAGAAACAACAGCAAGAGUACCUACCACCAGUGGAACCCCGAAGGCCCCAACCUCCCAGCACAUCCUACGGCAUCCCCGAAGAAGAUGUCUCAGUCCAGGGCCUGCCAAACUUGGAACAGCAGCCAAUUUUCCAGGUAUCCCCGAUCAAUGGCCAGGAAUACGUUGGACAGAACUUCAACACCGAUAUUAGGAACUUAGACGACAGUUACAAGCAAGCGCAGUACCAAUACCAGCAAGAACAAUACCGCGAAUACGAAAGACAGAGACAGCUAGAAGCAGCUCAAGCAAGGAAUCGGGCUAAUCAGUUCACUACUCCUCAAGUCCCCAGACAAUUCGCUACAGAAAGUUCUACCAGCACCACUGAACCGACCUCUACUGAAUCUACCACUGAACUUGAUCUCAAUGAGGGUGAAACUCUAGACAACAAGAAAUCAGAUGACAAAAAAGAAAAGGUCUCAGUUGAAGUAACAAAGCAGAAGAUCCAAGAAUACCCAGGAGAACUGUUCCUUAGUUCGUUAGCUCAGCUGCAACUUCAGCCCCAGUUUGUUCCUUUCCAACAAUUCAGUCAGAUCAGAGCACCUUUAUACUACCAGCCAAUUCAGCAGGAGCCUUCCCAAAAGCAAGUGGCUGGGUAUGACGCGCAAACCCAUUUUGCUGCUCUCCCGUCAGUUUUAGCUCAACAACAAUAUUUGCAGAGAAUCCAAAGCCAAGGCUUCGCUCCACAGAACCCUGCACUAUUAGUCGCAAGCCAACAGGAGCCAGCUAACGCUGGCUUCAUUCCCCAAAACCCUCAACCGUUCAUCAAUAACCAAUACCAGCCAAUCGUCGCUCAGAAUCCCCAAAGCUUCUCUCAAGGUCAACCUGUUGUGGUGCAGCCACAGAAUAUAAACCAGGAUCAGUAUAAUCAGCCCAAACAAGAAGCUGAAGAAGAUGAUGAGCAGAAUACCCAGCAGCAACCUCAGUUCGUCUACCAACAAAGUUAUCAACCGCAAGAAGUGGUCUACCAACCCCCUCAAGUACAGCCCCAGGAACAGCAGAAUGCAUUCUUACCCCAGGCUCAACUAGUAAAUUAUCCAAACCCUCUCGUUCAGUAUCAAAGUCCUCAGCAAAUUAGCCAGCCCCAAACCAGUUAUGCCCAACCACAGUUUGUUAAUCCCCAGCAAUACCAAAACGGCUACGUCCAACAGCAGUUUGUGGACCAAAACCAAUUCCAGAAUGGUCAGCAGCAAGUGCAGAUUCCUCAGCAAGCUUACCAAAACCCACAGCAAUUCCAGAACGAUCAGCAACAAGCGCAAAUACCUCAGCAAGUGUACCUAGAUCCGCAGCAAUACCAAAACACUCAACAAGGUCAAAUUCCCCAGCAAAUGUAUUUGGCUCCACAACAAUUCCAAAAUCCUCAACAGCAGAUACCUCAGCAAGUGUACCAGGGUCAGCAAUUCAUGAUUGGUCAGCAGCAGCAAAUACCUCAGUUCCAAGGACAGGAUUCCCUGCAAAGUGGUCUUGACAUCAACCAGCAAGGCAAUGAUGUAAACCAGAAUGACAAAGAGGACUCUGAUGAUGAAAACAACGAGGAUGAUGGUGCCACAUCAGUAGCAGUGGCUACGGCAUUUGGUGCAAGGACCCAGCCUCGCAUGUUCACGAGGUACGGAGCACCAGUGCCAGUGCCGAGUCAGUCUGCCGACCCUCAAACCCCCACCGACGCAGAGGAGCAAUCCGAAGAUAAUGGUUCCGUCGCAGUGGCUAACGCGUUUGCGUCUAGCAGAAGAAAAAGUGCUAAAUUGAGGAGCCGUAGAGUUCGCCCUCUCUUCACAUUGGACCGCUCUGGACACCUUGUACUAGCUCAAGAACAAAACUAAACUACACCUCGUUCUAGCCCAAGAACAAAACUUGAAGUCAUAAAUAAUACUUAAAUGAACUGAGUCUGAUACUCUCUCUGCUAUUAUUAUUAAAAUAACGUAUUUAUUUAUCUUAUCAAUGAGUGUUUUAAACUUCAGUUGCCUUAUUUAACUUUUUUGUUUCGUUUCGGAUUUUCUUUACUUGCUUGCUUUUAAUAUUUAUUAAUUUAUUGUUAAAGUCUGAAAUAUUAUCUCAAAACGAUGAAAAUAAAUAUUAUUUAAGAAAAA
Molecule: messenger RNA, 2291 nt
Organism: Ostrinia nubilalis (European corn borer)
Lineage: Eukaryota; Metazoa; Arthropoda; Insecta; Lepidoptera; Crambidae
Exons: 7
Coding region: 42-2024 (660 amino acids)
Source: RefSeq, a predicted model, not a curated record